This is a messenger RNA of Rubroshorea leprosula, 579 nucleotides long. NCBI's taxonomy places the organism in Eukaryota, Viridiplantae, Streptophyta, Magnoliopsida, Malvales, Dipterocarpaceae. The record is from the annotation of a GenBank genome assembly.
AUCGUUUAUUCAAAAAUUCAUAUCUUGCUUUCUUCAGGCAGGUCAUAUAAUGGUGAAAUCGAUGGAUCUAUCAGUUCACCUCCUUAUCCAGCUCUAGCAGUGCUGCCAAGCUCCAGUUUCAUGCCACUUGCCACCAAGGCCCGGCCCAUAUAGGCCUUUGUUAUGGAAUGCUUGGAAGCAACUUACCAGGUGCAACACAAGUUGUUGCUCUCUACAAGCAGAAUAACAUCCAAAGAAUGAGACUCUAUUUUCCGGAUUUAUAUGCUCUCCAAGCUCUUAGAGGCUCCAACAUUGAGGUCAUGCUUGGUGUUCCCAACUAUGAACUUCAACAGAUUGCUGCCAGUCAAGCGAAUGCAGAUGCAUGGAUUCAGAAAAACGUCAAGAACUAUGGUGACAUAAAGUUUCGCUAUACUGCUAUAGGGAACUUGGUCUUAGUAUGGCCUUUUGAUUCAUAUGCGCAUCCCUGCAAUGCAGAAGAUUCAAAAUUCAGUUUCAGCGGCUGGACUUGACAUCAAAGUUGUUGGGAAUUUUGAGCACUGCAAUCCACGCAAACGGAAGCGAUAAAGAUAUUGAGACAAC